Budorcas taxicolor (takin) is the source of this 2232-nucleotide messenger RNA. RefSeq names its product zinc finger protein 84 (gene ZNF84). Gene Ontology annotation, molecular function: RNA polymerase II cis-regulatory region sequence-specific DNA binding; DNA-binding transcription factor activity, RNA polymerase II-specific. NCBI's taxonomy places the organism in Eukaryota, Metazoa, Chordata, Mammalia, Artiodactyla, Bovidae. The transcript is spliced from 4 exons. Bases 1 to 2232 code for a protein of 743 amino acids. The record is from RefSeq and is a predicted model, not a curated record. Gene Ontology annotation, biological process: regulation of transcription by RNA polymerase II.
AUGGCCUUUAUUGUGCUGAGGACUGUGCUCUUACAGGGGUCAUUCUCAUUUGAAGAUUUAUCUGUGGACUUCACCCAGAAGGAAUGGCAGCUACUGGACCCCCAUCAGAAGGACUUAUACAAGGAUGUCAUGUUGGAGAAUUAUAGCAGUCUUGUGUCCCUAGGUUAUGAAGUUAUGAAACCUGGUGUCAUCCUUAAGUUGGAGCAAGGAGAAGAGCCAUGGACAGGAGAUGGAGAAAUUCCAAGUUCAGACUCGUUAGAUCAAGUCUUUCAAGUAAACGGUCACAUGACUUGGCACAAGGAUAACAAGAAGUUUAAAAAUAUGAAACAAGAUCAUGAAUGUGAUGCACUUGGAAAAAAGUUUAAUCUGAGCACGAACUUUAUUCCUUUAAGGAAAUCAAACAAAGAAGGUGACAUAGAUGGAUUAAUUUUAAAACAUCAUUUAGAUUUUCUUAUUCCAAAAGCAAACUAUGGAAGAAUGGAACCAGCUGACUUAAACAUAUUUGAUAAAUUAUUUCUCCAUACCAAGACUGAGGAAACUGAUACUUGGUUAAAAUACUAUGCAUGUGAUAAAAUUAGCUAUAAGAAGUCACAGAUCAUCAUAUAUCACAGAAGUCGUUCAGGGGAGAAGCUCUAUGAAUGCAGUGAAUGUAGGAAACGCUUCAGUAAGAAAUCAAGUCUCAUUAAACAUCAGAGCAGACAUAUAAGAGAAAUAGCCUAUGGCUGUGGUAAAUGUGGCAAAACUUUUCCCCAGAAGUCACAGUUUAUUACACAUCAUAGAACUCAUACAGGAGAGAAACCUUACAAUUGUAGCCAGUGUGGGAAAGCCUUCUCCCAAAAGUCACAGCUGACAUCCCAUCAGAGGACACAUACAGGAGAGAAACCAUAUGAAUGUGGUGAGUGUGGGAAAGCCUUCUCCCGGAAGUCACAUCUCAUAUCACAUUGGAGGACACACACAGGAGAGAAACCCUAUGGAUGCACUGAAUGUGGGAGGGCUUUUAGUGAAAAGUCAAAUCUCAUCAAUCAUCAAAGGAUUCAUACAGGAGAGAAACCUUUUGAAUGUAGAGAAUGUGGGAAAGCCUUCAGCAGGAAGUCACAGCUUGUCACACAUCACAGGACCCACACAGGAACAAAACCCUAUGGAUGUAGUGAUUGUAGAAAAGCCUUCUUUGAGAAAUCAGAGCUAAUUAGACAUCAAACAAUUCAUACUGGAGAGAAACCCUAUGAGUGCAGUGAAUGUGGGAAAGCCUUCAGAGAGAGGUCUAGUCUUAUUAACCAUCAGAGAACCCAUACAGGAGAGAAGCCUCAUGGAUGCAUCCAGUGUGGGAAAGCCUUUUCCCAGAAAUCUCACCUCUUAUCACAUCAGAUGACACACACAGGAGAGAAACCGUUUGUAUGCACUAAGUGUGGGAAGGCUUUCAGUAGGAAAUCCCAGCUUGUCAGACAUCAGAGAACUCAUACAGGUGAAAAACCCUACGAGUGCAGUGAAUGUGGGAAGGCUUUCAGUGAAAAAUUAAGCCUCACUAAUCACCAGAGAAUUCAUACAGGAGAAAAACCGUAUGUGUGCAGUGAGUGUGGAAAAGCCUUUUGUCAGAAGUCACAUCUUAUAUCACAUCAGAGGACACACACAGGAGAGAAACCCUAUGAAUGCAGUGAAUGUGGGAAAGCCUUUGGUGAAAAGUCAAGCCUUGCAACACAUCAGAGAACCCAUACAGGAGAAAAACCUUAUGCAUGCAGGGACUGUGAAAAAGCCUUCUCCCAGAAGUCACAGCUCAAUACUCACCAGAGAAUUCACACAGGAGAGAAACCAUAUGGAUGCAGUCUUUGUCAAAAAGCUUUCUUUGAAAAAUCAGAACUAAUUAGACAUCAGAGAACUCAUACAGGAGAAAAGCCUUAUGAAUGCAGUGAAUGUAGGAAAGCCUUCAGGGAGAGGUCAAGUCUCAUAAAUCAUCAGAGGACACAUACAGGAGAGAAACCCUUUGAAUGCAGCGACUGUGGCAAAGCCUUCUCUCGGAAGUCACACCUCAUACCACAUCAGAGGACACACACAGGAGAGAGACCCUACAGUUGCAGUGAAUGUAGAAAGGCCUUCUCUCAGAAGUCACAGCUUGUUAAUCAUCAGAGAAUCCAUACAGGAGAGAAACCUUUUCAAUGCAGUGAAUGUGGGAAAGCCUUCUCCCAAAAGUCACAGCUCAUUAAUCAUCGGAGAACUCAUACAGUAAAGAAAUCCUAA